Messenger RNA from Pipistrellus nathusii (Nathusius's pipistrelle), 2454 nucleotides. The record is from the annotation of a GenBank genome assembly. NCBI's taxonomy places the organism in Eukaryota, Metazoa, Chordata, Mammalia, Chiroptera, Vespertilionidae.
AUGUGUGCACAUGUGUAUCCAGGCAUGGACCCUCGGGACCACUAUGACCUGCUUCAGCGGCUGGGUGGUGGCACCUAUGGAGAAGUCUUCAAGGCUCGAGACAAGGUGACGGGGGACCUGGUGGCAUUGAAGAUGGUGAAGAUGGAGCCUGAUGAUGAUGUUUCCACACUUCAGAAGGAAAUCCUCAUCUUGAAAACUUGCCGGCAUGCCAACAUUGUGGCCUACCACGGGAGUUAUCUCUGGCUGCAAAAGUUCUGGAUCUGCAUGGAAUUCUGUGGGGCCGGUUCUCUUCAGGACAUCUACCAAGUGACAGGCUCCCUCUCAGAGCUCCAGAUCAGCUACAUCUGCCGAGAAGUUCUCCAGGGACUGGCCUAUCUGCACUCACAGAAGAAGAUACACCGGGACAUUAAGGGAGCCAACAUCCUCAUCAAUGACUCUGGGGAGGUCAGGCUGGCCGACUUUGGUAUCUCAGCUCAGAUCGGGGCAACGCUGGCUCGACGCCUCUCUUUCAUUGGGACACCUUACUGGAUGGCUCCAGAAGUGGCUGCCGUUGCCCUGAAGGGCGGAUACAAUGAGCUGUGUGACAUCUGGUCUCUGGGCAUCACAGCCAUAGAAUUAGCCGAGCUACAGCCACCGCUCUUCGAUGUGCACCCUCUCAGAGUUCUCUUCCUCAUGACCAAGAGUGGCUAUCAGCCUCCCCGGCUAAAGGAAAAAGGCAAAUGGUCUGCUGCCUUCCACAACUUUGUUAAAGUCUCCCUCACCAAGAGCCCCAAGAAACGACCCAGCGCCACCAAGAUGCUCAGUCAUCAACUGGUAUCCCAGCCAGGGCUAAAUAGAGGCCUGAUCCUGGAUCUUCUUGACAAACUGAGGAACCCAGGGAAGGGGAUUCCUGUUGGUGAGACUGAAGAUGAGGAGCCUGAGCCACCCCCUGCCAUCCCUCGGCGGAUCAGAUCCACCCACCGAUCCAGCUCCCUGGGGGUUCCAGAUGCAGACUGCUGUCGACGACACAUGGAAUUCAGGAAGCUCAGAGCAAUGGAGUCCAGACCUGCAGCUGACACUGCUCGCUUGCAGCCCCCUGCAGACUUCAGGAGCAGCAGUCCUAGGAGGCACCUGUCGGAGUCUGAUGAUGACUACGAUGACGUGGACAUCCCCACCCCUUCAGAGGACACACCUCCUCCACUGCCCCCCAAGCCCAAGUUCCGUUCUCCAUCGGACGAGGGUCUUGGGGUGCCUGGGGAGGAGGGUCAGCUGAGCCCGGGGGUGCUGGUCCGGUGUGCCAGUGGGCCUCCCCCACGCACCCCCCAUGUCGGACCUCCCCCAGCCACCAGGAGUCCCCAUCUAACUGCCCAUUCAGAGCCCUCACUCUGGAACCCAACCCCUCAGCAGUCUGACCAGCCCCCACGGUUGCCCCCCAAGAAGGAAAAGAUGAAGAGAAAGGGAUGUGCCCUUCUUGUGAAGUUGUUCAAUGGCUGCCCCCUCCGGAUCCACAGCACGGCCGCCUGGACACACCCCUCCACCAAGGACCAGCACCUGAUCCUAGGGGCAGAGGAAGGCAUUUUCAUCUUGAACCGGAAUGAUCAGGAGGCCACGCUGGAGAUGCUCUUUUCUAGCCGGACCACCUGGGUGUACUCCAUCAACAAUGUCCUCAUGUCUCUCUCAGGAAAGACCCCCCACCUGUACUCUCACAGCAUCCUGGGCCUGCUGGAGAGGAAAGAGACCAGAGCGGGAAGCCCCAUCUCUCACAUUAGUCCCCACCGACUACUCGCAAGGAAGAACAUGGUCUCCACCAAGAUCCAGGACACCAAAGGCUGCCAAGCGUGCUGUGUGGCGGAGGGCUCCAGCUCCGGGGGCCCCUUCCUGUGUGGGGCGUUGGAGACCUCUGUGGUCCUGCUUCAGUGGUACCAGCCCAUGAACAAGUUCCUGCUGAUCCGGCAGGUGCUGUUCCCGCUGCCUACGCCCCUGCCCGUGUUCGCGCUGCUGACGGGGCCGGGCUCCGAGCUGCCCGCCGUGUGCAUCGGCGUCAGCCCGCGGCCCCCCAAGUCCGUGCUCUUCCACACCGUGCGCUUCGGCGCGCUGUCCUGCUGGCUGGGCGACAUGAGCACCAAGCACCAGGGACCAGUGCAGGUGACCCAGGUGGAGGAAGACAAAGUCAUGGUGUUGAUGGACGGGUCUCUGAAGCUGGUGACGCCGGAGGGAGCCCCAGUCAGGGGGCUUAGAGCUCCGGAGAUCCCCAUGACGGAAGCUGUGGAGGCUGUGGCGAUGGUCGGAGGGCGGCUCCAGGCCUUCUGGAAGCAUGGCGUGCAGGUGUGGGCUCUAGGCUCUGACCAGCUGCUUCAGGAGCUGAGAGACCCCACCCUCACCUUCCGUCUGCUUGGCUCCCCCAGGCCUGUAGUGGUGGAGACACGCCCAACAGAUGAUCCUACGGCUCCCAGCAACCUCUACAUUCAGGAAUGA